AAUUUGGGGGCCUAAAGCGAUUGUUUCACUUGCUUUAUGGAAGAGCCACCUCUGUCAAUGAACCACGCUCGAACCUUUAUAUGAAGUAGUACUAUGAGUUAAACUUUGUUGUUAAUCAUCUUUCAUAUCGACCUUGCCAGUCGUCGAACCCAUUUAUAGUAAAAUUCUGGUGUAACCUCAUUGCAUCUCAAAGCAACGUAAUUGUUUCCGACCAAAAAGUAAUGGUCUAAUAAAAAGAGACAAAAACAUAAUACUUUUUCUUCUUCUUCUUCUAAUCUUUAUUUUAUGCUCAUACUAAGCUAACUCUCCAACUAUAAAAGGCCUGAGUCCCUUCUCCGUUUUGCUCACCCUUCCAAAUUCAUUUUUAUCUUGUUUUCUUGCUAAACUAGCUCUAUAUUAUACACAUACCACCCGCAAAAAUGUCAGCUCAGAUGGAAAAGAUGGCUUCCUCAAUUGAAAUCAAGAUUGAUGGGAAUCAUUUUCUUGAAAUCUACCGAGACAAACCUCACCAGUUGAAUAAAAUGACCCCGGCUAACAUUCAUAGCGUUGAGUUGUGUGAUGGUGAAUGGGGAAAAGAGGGAUCUGUCACCCGCUGGACUUUUACUCAUGAUGGAAGGAUGAUGACUGUGACAUGCAUCACUGGAGUGGCAAAGAACUCAGUCACAUAUAGGAUUUGUGAAGGAGAUCUUUUGGCUGCGUACAAAACCAUGGCCGCUAUUAUCAGUGUUGAUAAAGAGGGUGACAAGAACUUGGUCACAUGGACAUUUGAGUAUGAGAAAAAGGACGAGAGCAUCCCCAAUGCAGAUAUGUUGAUUCAACUCGGCCUUAGUAUCACUAAGGAUAUCAACGCUUACAACCUCAACAAAUGAUCCAUAUGAUCACUUUGAUGUUUGAACUACUUCUAUUUCUAAUUUCUAUUAUGUCUUUGUGAUUAGUGUCGACAUGCAUACCUUUUUAUUACAUCUAUAGUGUGUGAAUAAAAUGCCAGCAUACGUAGGCAAAAUUGAAUGUCGAUGAUGUAAUUCUGCGAAUAGAUCACUUUCACUAUGAAUGAAAUUAUAAGUGAUAUUGUUCAUAAUGUUUAUGUUUUAAUUAUCAGCUGUCGCAUAUAUGCAUGUAUGUUUAACCAAUGAGUUUUGAUAUGUUUAACCGAUUUCUUCCGAAACUGAGGG
Oldenlandia corymbosa var. corymbosa is the source of this 1172-nucleotide messenger RNA. Lineage: Eukaryota; Viridiplantae; Streptophyta; Magnoliopsida; Gentianales; Rubiaceae. The record is from the annotation of a GenBank genome assembly.